This is a messenger RNA of Thunnus maccoyii (southern bluefin tuna), 2191 nucleotides long. It is a transcript of the gene arfrp1, whose product is annotated as ADP-ribosylation factor related protein 1. Gene Ontology annotation, biological process: intracellular protein transport; protein localization to organelle; Golgi to plasma membrane protein transport. NCBI's taxonomy places the organism in Eukaryota, Metazoa, Chordata, Actinopteri, Scombriformes, Scombridae. The record is from RefSeq and is a predicted model, not a curated record. Gene Ontology annotation, molecular function: GTP binding; GTPase activity. The transcript has 7 exons. The coding region runs from base 305 to 910 and encodes 201 amino acids. Gene Ontology annotation, cellular component: Golgi apparatus.
UACUUCAUUUCCCACAAUCCCUACCGUCCCACUUCCUGGUUAGAUUACACGUAGCGUCACUACUGUGUAGAGGUUCAGAGAAGGAAAAUAGCAACAAACGACGACUCUUACAGACUUAUUUUAUGUAACUACGCUUGUUAGUCACUCGUAUAUAUAGACGUGUUUGUUUAUUUUGAUUACAAUGAAGCCACAGUGGCGUGUGUCGCUGUGUUUGGCCUCUCAUGUAAGCUAAGCUAAGUCACCAAGCUAAUAUUUGCCAGAGUAGUUAGCAAGUACUUGGGUUGUUUACAAUUUUUUCUCAAAGAUGUAUACUUUAUUAUCUGGAUUAUAUAAGUACAUGUUCCAAAAGGACGAAUACUGCGUGUUGAUCCUGGGACUGGAUAACGCUGGGAAAACGACCUUUCUGGAACAAACCAAAACAAAGUUCAGCAAGAACUAUAAGGGAAUGAAUUUGUCAAAAAUCACAACUACAGUUGGCCUGAACAUUGGUACAAUUGAUGUGGGCAAAGCUCGUCUCAUGUUCUGGGAUCUGGGAGGUCAGGAUGAGCUCCAGUCUCUGUGGGACAAAUACUAUGCUGAGUCCCAUGGAGUCAUCUACGUGAUAGAUUCAACUGAUGAAGAGCGUCUGUCAGAAUCAAAAGAGGCCUUUGAGAAAAUGAUCAGCAGUGAGGCGUUAGAAGGUGUUCCACUCCUGGUGCUGGCCAACAAACAGGAUGUACCGGACUGUUUGUCAGUGCCAGACAUUAAAACAGCCUUCAGCGACUGUGCCCCGAAGAUUGGAAAGAGAGAUUGUUUAGUCCAGCCUUGUACUGCCCUCACAGGGGAUGGAGUGAACGAAGGCAUCGAGUGGAUGGUGAAGUGUGUGAUCAGAAACAUUCACCGGCCACCCAGACAGAAGGACAUCACAUAAGAAGUCAUCAGCUCUCUUUACUCUCGUUGUGGAAGGCGAGUUUCUCCUCGAGGACAUUCCGUAUACACCCUGGAGCUGAUUAACUUUCCUAUCUCCUCGUGUUCGCUGUGACUUUGAACAGUGUGGACGUCUGGUAGUACUAGACAGAGCGAGACAGUAUUUUUUUAUCACCAAGCGAAAUGUCAGACGUGCUUCGAACGGAACGUCUGUCAGUUCCAGAUGUCACACCUUUUUGAAGCGGUUAUGAUUUCUUCUGCGUCAUGUAUGAGCAGUAACCUCGGUGUCUGCUGCUGGCUUAGUGCUGGUGUAACUACAUCUGUAUGGAGCUCCACUGACUGACACUGUGAUCAAAAGAGUGUAAAAACAUCACUUUGACACAUAAAUUCUCACCUAAAACAUACAAAACUGUCAUAGUUAUUCCCUGUAUGCACAUGUGUCAGUACUAAACAACUUUUAGCUCACAUUUUAAGGUUUGUACUCUCCAAACUGUACACUACCUCUAAAAAAAAAAAAGGAAACAUUGACUUCUUUACCUCAUCAGAGUGAAAGUAGUGAGGAAUGUUGCUUCGUGAUAUUAUUACUUUUAUUGAUGGAUAAAUAAAAACAAAUUAUUCCUAAUCAUGACUCAUACUUUGACGAGGCAAAGUGGCAAAUGCUUCCUCAUUCUGUGGCAGCUGUGUGGAUUUAAGAGUUUAAACCAUAAAAAUGUCAGCUGUAAGUCAUUUGCUGAGUCCAACUCUAAAUAGAAAAGAAGAAUAACUUAUUACGAGUUUGAUAUACAUUUAGGUGACUUGCUGUCUUUUCUGCACUGCUUGCUCACAGUAGAUAAGUCACUGGGCUCCAUACAAACUCUGAUGCAGCAACACGAGCAGCAUCAGAGUCCUUGCAGACUUGUGUGAGUGGUAUGCAUGUGAUUCAGCAGCCACUUCACUGUUAUUUUUGACUGUUUAUGUCACUUCUGUAUCCUUUUACCCCUGUAAAACAUUGAUCGCUUAUCGAUCUGCUUCGGGAACAUGUUUUUGUUUUUGUCCUUGUUUUCGAUUGACUUUGGAAAUGUGUAUAACUUGACACUACAGAUGAUUGGGUAACUGGACAUUAUAUGUAUAAAAACUAAACCCAAAAGGGUGCUGAACACACAGAAACCUUGCUGACCUCUGCUGAAUCACUGAAUACCAGCAGUUUAACUUGGUAUGUAUGAAGCGGUUAAGAAAAUUGAAGGUGAUGUGCUCUGUCAGUCAUAUAUGGUAUCAUCAUAAUAAAUUCAUGAUUUCUGAAACUAAA